Molecule: messenger RNA, 780 nt
Organism: Zingiber officinale
Lineage: Eukaryota; Viridiplantae; Streptophyta; Magnoliopsida; Zingiberales; Zingiberaceae
Product: lipid phosphate phosphatase 2-like
Exons: 5
Coding region: 1-780 (259 amino acids)
Biological process (GO): phospholipid metabolic process
Molecular function (GO): phosphatidate phosphatase activity
Source: RefSeq, a predicted model, not a curated record
AUGGCAGACAUCGAGCUGAGUCCUGGGCACACAGUGACAUCGCACGGAGCCAAGCUCGCCCGCUUCCACCUCCACGACUGGGUCAUUCUCCUCCUCCUCGGCGGCCUCGAGUUCCUGUUCUAUGAGCUCGAUCCGUUCCACCGGUUCGUCGGCCGCGACAUGAUGACCGACCUCAACUACCCGCUCAAGCGCACCACUAUCCCCUUCUGGGCCGUUCCAAUUAUUGCAGUUUUCGUGCCAUGCCUGGUGUUCCUGGCUGUUUACUUACGAAGAAAGGAUGUUUACGAUCUCCAUCACGCCGUUUUAGGCAUUUUGUAUUCGGUGCUGGUGACGGGGAUGCUGACUGACGGGCUCAAGGACGCCGUGGGCCGGCCUCGGCCCGACUUCUAUUGGCGUUGCUUUCCCGACGGAAGAGCGGUCUACGACGACAUCACCGCGCGUGCUCUGUGCCACGGCCCGAAGAACUCAGUCGACGACGGAUACAAAAGCUUUCCCAGCGGCCAUGCUUCUUGGUCGUUUGCGGGUUUGGGUUUCUUCUCGUGGUACCUCGCGGGCAAGAUCCGUGCCUUUGAUCGCCGAGGCCACGUAGCGAAGCUCUGCCUCGUGAUGCUCCCUUUAUCGGCGGCCACCGUCGUGUCCAUCACGCUGGUGAACGACUACAUGCACCACUGGGACGACGUCUUCGCCGGCGGCCUGCUAGGGUUGGAGAUCGCACGCGUCUUCUCGGGCGUUAGCCGAGUCGAGAUAUCCGGAAGCGGGCGAAGAUAUUUAAGGCAUUAA